ACCAGCCCAACUCCUAUGGCACCAUCCCGCGCUACCGUGCACCGACUCGACUUCACGAGGCUGACACCAAGCACGCAGAAUGAUGACGAGUUUUGCGUGAACAUCAUAUUCAUCCACGGCUUGCGAGGCCAUCCUCGACGAACGUGGGAGGGAAAUAUAAAACCAAGUAGUAUCGGCAGCGAUGCUACCAAGAAGUCCAAGAGUCUCCAGAUACGGUCCUUUUUCCGACGAGAACAGGCUAGAUCUCCUGCACCAGAGAUAUCACAAGCCCAGGACCCUCCCUCAACCCCUACUUCGUCAUCGCCGUCUAGCAUAUUUUGGCCAGAAGAGUAUCUCGUCCCGGACAUCCCCCGUGCCUGCAUAUGGACGUACGGGUACAACGCAGACGUCAUUGGCGGUAUCUUCAAAGCCAAUAACCAGAAUAGUAUCUCACAGCAUGGUCAAGAUUUGUCAGUUAGACUGGAGCGAGAGAUUUGCAAUGAGAAACCAAUUUUAUUCGUAGUACACAGUCUUGGUGGAAUCAUACUCAAAGACGCCAUCCGCCGAUCGGAGACUAUGCGGGAGCGAACAAGAUUCAUCGUCUUUCUUGGGACGCCGCACCGGGGCAGCGGGUGUGCAGACUGGGGUCAGAUUGCAUCGAGUCUUGCCCGUGUAGCCAUGCAAGACUCAAACAAGAAGAUUCUUGAGACACUUGAAGUAAAUAACGAAGUUUUGGAUAACAUCCAUGAAGACUUCAAGCAGAUCGCGUCCAAAGGCAAAUUCAAGGUUCAUUCCUUCCAGGAAGCACGAGGCGUUACAGGCGUGCGUGGAUUGGAAGGAAAGGUGGUGGACAACUUCUCUUCCAAGCUCGACCUUCCGCGAGAAUUUGAGACUGUCGAGAGCAUCGAUGCGAACCACAUGCAAAUGGCUCGGUGUGCCAGUAGAGAUGAUCAAGUAUAUCGCGCCGUCUGUGGUGUUUUGAAAGCAUACGUGAAACAAGAACUGAAGAACCAGCAGACGCCUUCCGCUUCUGAAGGUACUGCUACGGGACUGACAGAUGCUACCUCUUUGUUCAUGGUGCCUUUUUCCAAAGAUAACUUCUUCAUUGGACGAGAAGACAUCAUCAACAAGAUCAAAGAGCGCAGAAAAGCUGCACCUUCACACACGCGCACAGCUCUCUUUGGUCUUGGGGGCGUGGGGUCAUCACAGAUUGCGAUCGAGUACGCAUAUCGAGCCAGCAAGGAAACACCUCACAUGGUGGUCAUGUGGAUACACGCAAGUAGCCCCGAAAGGUUCCAACAGGGAUACAAAAGAAUUGCCGAAAGGCUUCAGCUGCCUGGAUGGAACGAUCCCAAAAAGAAUGUACUACAGCUCGUAUAUGAGUGGUUGGCGGACAGUCAAAAUGGGCAAUGGCUAAUGAUAUUGGAUAACGUUGACGAAACUAACAUCUUCUUCAGCGAUAAUCAGGACAGUGAUUCGCUUGAGAGCUAUCUUCCGCAAGUGACACAUGGAUCAAUCCUGAUCACGUCGAGAAACAAGAUUGCAGCAAAAGGUCUUGUUGGCGAGCACACUGGUAUCAUUGAGGUAGAACCGAUGAGCGAGGAAGAGGCGGUAGAACUACUUCACACCAAGGUGUCACCUAUAGAUUCAGAUCCAGCAGAUGCCAAGGCGCUCGUUCAUGCAUUGGAGUACAUUCCGCUAGCCAUCACACACGCCGCGGCAUAUAUCCAAACACUAGGAGAAACAUUCACGAUAGGCAACUAUCUAGAUCUCUUUCGCGAAAGCGAAACCAAUCAGGUGCACUUGCUAAGCAAAGACGAGUUGAAGGACAUUCGGCGCGAUCCAAGCAUACGGCAGGCAGUGAUAGCGACAUGGCAGAUCUCAUUUGAACACAUCCGAAAAACGAAACGAUCCGCAGCGGACCUACUUGCACUCAUGAGCAUGUUCCACAAGCAAGGCAUCCCACGAAAAUUAGUGCAAGGUACGACGAGCGAACUGGAAUUCAACGAUGCUCUGGCGCCACUGAUCGGCUUCUCUUUCGUGAGGGUUGAAGUCGGGCAGCAGUUAGUGACGAUGCAUCGCUUGGUGCAGCUGUCGAUGAGACGAUGGUUAGAGAAAGAGAAGGAGAUUGAUAAAUGGGUUAAGGAGUCGACACAAGCUAUGGAUAUGGUUUUUCCAAGUGGGGAUUACGGGACAUGGCAGGAGUGUCGAGUGCUGCUGCCGCACUUCAAAGAAAACACAAGCCAUGCCACGACUGACGAAGACGUGCUAAAUAUGCGAGAAAACAUCAUUCGGGGAGUUACGGCAUACUGUGUGACUAUGGGAGAAUGUCAAAUUAUAGAGGAGACAUGCCGAUCGUUGUUGAAGAGCCUAGAGAGUUUUUGUGGGAACGAGCAUCGAGCCGCGAUUGGUUGUACCAAUAGCCUUGCAGCAGUGUUAGAGGAACAGGGAAAGCUCAAAGAGGCAGAAGAAAUGCAUCGGCGAGCGCUGCAAGGAUGUGAGAAGAUAUUAGGGCAUAAGCACCCUGAGACGCUUGAUAGCUUGAAUAACCUUGCAGUAAUGUUGUUGAAACGGGGAAAGUUAGAAGAGGCUGAAGAGAUGCUUCAAGAGACGCUACGAGGACGUGAGAAGAUAUUUGGGCGUGAGCACCCUGAGACGCUUGAUAGCUUAGAUAGUCUUGCAAUAGUGCUAUCAAAACGGGGAAAGUUAGAAGAGGCGGAAGAAAUUCUUCAAGAGACGCUACGAGGACGUGAGAAGAUAUUAGGGCACGAACACCUAAAUACACUGACCAGCCUUUACUAUCUAGCGGUUUCUAUUCAUAUGCAGAAGCGCUACUCUGAUGCGCUUGCGCUGUACCAAGAAGCGCAUGAUGGGUUUUCAAAAGUGCUUGGAGCGCAGGAUCCGAAGACUCGAGACUGUUUGUUGCUUCUUGAGCUCGCUCGAAAAUGUAAAGACAUAUAUUCAUGUCUGCAGUGCAGUGCUAUUCACCAAAAAAAAAGAUUCAUAAAUAGAGAAAAAAAGAGAAUUUCCUUGUUGGAAUUGAAUUAG
This is a messenger RNA of Bipolaris zeicola 26-R-13, 3027 nucleotides long. RefSeq lists its product as uncharacterized. Gene Ontology annotation, molecular function: ADP binding; protein binding. The record is from RefSeq and is a predicted model, not a curated record. The annotation marks the transcript as partial. The transcript is spliced from 7 exons. Lineage: Eukaryota; Fungi; Ascomycota; Dothideomycetes; Pleosporales; Pleosporaceae.